GCGUACCUUUGAACUUUCUGUCGGGUGGCUGCGCCCUGUUCACCUGGGUACCCCCUCCUUUCCAAGUAGGUGCGUGUGAGGGGACAGAUUGCCAACGUUAGUUUAGUUUGUUUUACGGAAGCGUUGCUGUACACACUGUAUUUACAUGCGUUUGUGAGUGUUCGUGGGAUUCUGCGUUAAAGUUCAUGCCUUAUAACUCCUAGACGUUGAAUCCUUGAAGUGAGAGGGAUGCCUCGAGAUGUGGAACAUGUCUUGAGAAGCAGCGCUGGAAGGGAAGGUUUUGCUUCCUAGGAAGGGAGACGGAGGACAGGCCGGGUCCCUCCCGCAUGGCUGUGUUGGGGCAGCGGCUCUUCGCCGGUUCUGCCGGGCUUCACCUCCUGGGAGCUGCAGGCGCAGCAGGAGGCCGGUCGCUGCUGAAGCAAAACCUCUUCCACAGCUUCUGUCAAACGUUUGAUGAAAGAGGCUGCAGAACUGAAGGAUCCUACAGAUCAUUAUCAUGCACAGCCUUUGGAGUAAGAACAGCUUUACUAGCCAUUAUUGGAUUUAUGCCAACCAAAGGUGAAGGAGCAAUAGGAUCUCUAGAUUACACACCAGAAGAGAGAAGAGCUCUUGCAAAAAAGUCACAAGACUUCUGUUGUGAAAUGUGCGGCACAUCUAUGAAGACAGCCCUCUUACCACUAACAUCCGGAAGCGGGUCAAGCCAGGCAGACAAGGAAGCUAAAGAACUUGCCAGACAAAUUAGCUUCAAGGCAGAAGUCAAUACAUCCAGGAAGUCAGAUUCUGGACCCUCAAACCUGUCAGGAUUGAACCACUCUGCUGCUUCACGUGAGCCCCAGCAGGAUGGUGCAGCUAGAGCAUUCCAGGAUCCAACAAGUGCAACGUCUGAAACUCAGAAUAGCAGUGCAGUGGCCAGUCAAGAGCAUGCUCCACCCGUGUCCACUAACACGUCUAUGAGUCCUCGGCAGCGCCGUGCCCAGCAGCAGAGUCAGAGACGGGCUCCAUCUUCAACUGAAUUUAAUCGGGUACAACAACCAAGAGUCAACACGAACCACACUGGAUCAACUGUUUUGAUUGUCCUUCUGACUUUUGCAUUGGCAGUUCUUAUAUUUCGUAGAAUAUAUUUGGCUAAUGAGUAUAUAUUUGAGUUAUAAGGUUGGUUGUCGUAACAGCAGUGACUUGAAUGCUUCCUUGAACAUUCUGUAUUGGGUAUGACAUGAGAACUGUUUACAAAGGUUACUUUUUUUGUAUUUACGCUUAAAUCCUUAUGAAUGUUAAUGUAUCUACAGUUGCAUUACUUGUAAGAAAAGCAAAGUUGGACAUUUAACUACAAGUAUUAAUUGGUGGUGCACUAGAAACUUGGAGAAACAGUGCAGUGGAGUAGUAACAUUAAGGCGUGUGGGAGCGGAGUCAGUGUGAGUAAUCUAUCAACUAGAUAAAGACAAUUUAAAAAAAGUGGUUGAUUCACUUUUUUAUGGAACAUAAAUGCAGUUAAUUGCCCUGUCUAUGUUAGUACAAGAUUUGACGUUGGAGAAGGGAUUAUAAAAUGAAACACUACUAUGUGUUUGUGUCCAGUGAACUCUUAAUUUAGAGGGAAUACAUUUUGUAACCACUUUUAUUUGCCAUGACACAUUUCUAGAGGGGGAACAUAUAUAAAUUGGUUGUGAUGCUGCUUUGUGUGUGUGAAAGUGGGAAAGGAGCAGGGGAAGAAAGAAGGGGCCAGAAAACUACUUGCAUUAUUUUGAUUUUUAGUUUUUGGAAGAAAGAUUGGAUAAUCUUCUGCAAGAUUUGAAUGUCCUCUUCUAAUACUCUAAUUGUAUAUCUUGGGUUUUUUUAAAUUUGAAGAUUAUAUAAAACAUGUCUAUUCUUGCAAUAAUUAUAAAUAUGUAAUAUAAUUAUUUACCCAGAGCUAUUGUCUUUUAAUUAUACCAGAAAUAUACAUAAUGUGUUGAAUUGAAAGUUUCAUAUGUGGUUUUAUUUACUAAAGAAAAUUUAAACCUUAUUAUACUUAAACUGUCAUAUAUAUAAACAUGCUUAAGAGAAAUAUUUAUUAAAACCCUAGUAGUAAUAAACAGUUUCAAACCAGUCUUUGGUUAUGUUUCAAGUAUCACAUGGCCUUUUUGGGUUUUUGUUUGUGGUUUGGGUUUUUUUUUGUUUCCAUGGGUUUUUUAAACCUAGAAUCAAUAUUGGACUCAGAGGUUUUCUGUAUUAUUCGUUUAUUCAAAAAAUAACUGGUUAUAGUCAUGAAUGCUGUGAAGUCACAUAUACAAGCAAUAGCCCUACAGGUGUUAAGGUUUUGAGAGUUUUUUUAUGUGAAUGUUUAAGUAUUACAGUGAAGUAGAAGAAAGCAGUCAGUGGGAUAAUUUUCCUCUUGUAUUAUUGUUCAGAUUUAAAUGUAUUCUAGCAUAUUUAUUUCAAAGACAAUGAGAUAUAGCUAACUUUCAUUUUGUUGCUGUCAAACAUGAUAGCACUAACUUAAGUGAGCCAUCCUGUUUCUCAGCAAGUAUUUAUCAAGCUACAUACAGUGUUCCUAAAUUUUGUUAAAUGUAUUAGAUAUUAGUGUUUUAAAACAUUAAAGUAGCUACAACAACUUAGAAAUUAAGGAAAGCCCUUUGUGUGUCUAAGGGGAAUGUGGAAAUUACAAACAACAAAACCUGAGUCCAUUUUUAGCACUUCUUGUGGAUUGCUGAUAAUCUUGUUUGCAGGUACUAUGGAACAAAGAUCAAAAACCACUUUUCUUAAGAAGUUCGGACAAAAGCAUACAGUUUGUUCAGCAGGUUCAGCAGUUGCUUACAUAUUCUGCUGCAGAACUAUUUGAUGUCAGUAUAUUAAUUGAUAUGUUUUACCUAAUUUGCAUAUUCAUUUCAUUAUAAUUUUUUAAAAAAAACUACACCUGAAAAAACGCCACACCAACCCCCC
Molecule: messenger RNA, 2916 nt
Organism: Athene cunicularia (burrowing owl)
Lineage: Eukaryota; Metazoa; Chordata; Aves; Strigiformes; Strigidae
Gene: UBE2J1
Product: ubiquitin conjugating enzyme E2 J1
Exons: 6
Coding region: 327-1151 (274 amino acids)
Source: RefSeq, a predicted model, not a curated record